AUGGACGAAGAAUGGUCCUCGGAUGCUAUAGAAGCUCUGCAACUUCGCUUGGGUCAGUACCUAGCAAUUAUACAUCUUUUCACGCUGCAGUUCACGACGUUGCGCGAAGGAGACGCGUCGCGACGUGCGCCAGAGCGACACCAUCGCGUCGAACGAACGCGUUCCUUUCGUCUGGAGCGCAACUCCACGCUCCCACGAAAAGAGCUGUCAUGUCAUUUCCGUAACUCCAAUCGAGCCUGUACUGACUCUCGUUCCACUCCCCCACAGUCCGAGCCAAAGCUGACGUCGCCGUGCUCGAACAGGGCGAGACGGACCUGGUCGAUGACUUUCAUCCGACGUUCGUGUACCCCAUCUUUGGGCAGGAGGAGACCAUCUUUGGGUAUAGGAACCUUGAGAUUCAGGUACGUAGGCCUGGGAUGAGAGACUGUGUGUGGGGUUUCCUGGAUGGGCGAGCAAAAUGAAACCCCGGCCUGAUCCUCUCUCCCGUUCAAUCCCCAUCAGCUCCACUUCAGUUCCGGCGCUUUGAAGCAAUACCUGCACGUCGAUUACUCGUCCAAAUUUCCCUCCACGACCACCGUAUCCGCCGACGACCCCGAAAAAACCCUCUACGAAUUCAUACCCCCGACCUACUCCAAAGACGAAGCGACGUUCCAUUCGAUCGUCGAAGCGGAUUCCACAGAGUUCAAACCUUUGGGGAACAAGAUCGGGGCGUUCCGCGAGAAGUCUGAAGAGGAGAUGGAGGAGACGACUGGAUCGGGCAAAGGGAAAGGAAAGGCCAAGAGGAGUGGAAUCGAGGUUCCUCCGAGACCUUGGAAAUUGGUUGAGCCAGGGGAUGAGGAGGAGGAUGAAGAGGUGCUUUACGAGGCGUAUCAGACGAACUGGGAUACCCCUGGUUUCAAAGAGUACCAUAGAAGGAUGCAAAUUUUUGUGUUGCUCUACAUCGAGGGAGCGCAGUACAUUGAUGAGGAAGACCCGAGGUGGCAAUUUGUCACACUGUGCGCUACCUUUUUUCCUCCUCUCCUUCAUCUCGGGGUUAGUACUCAUCAUCCUCUGCCAUGCUUUCAGAUUCGAGAGGAGGAAGCGACGGGACGGAUCAUUUGGAUAUCACUUCGUCGGCUUCGUGUCGUUCUACUCUUUCUUUUGCUGGCCCGAUACCAAACGAUUGCGACUGGCGUGAGUUCCCCUUGCCGGUUUUACCAGGAGACCGUUGACCCUUCUGACCUUGAACAAUGUUCUUCAUGAUUACUCUCAGUCAAUUCGUCAUGCUCCCGCCGUACCAAGGCCAAGGUCAUGGAUGUGAGUCCAGCAUCUCGCCAGCCAGCGCGGAUGGAGUGAGAAUGACUUUGCUGAUCAUUGCUGGGACCCCUCUUCCACAGCGGCCCUCUACACACUCUGCUACAACAACGUCCUCUCCCGACCAGAGAUCAGUGAACUCACGGGCAAGUCCAAACGCGACAAGACUAGAAAGGAUGACGACAUCUUUCUAACAUCAGCCUCCUCCCCUCCAUGACGUUUUCCAGUCGAGGACCCUUCGGAGAUUUUCGAAGACAUGCGCGACAAGUGUGAUUUGCACACCCUCAUCACGUCGCAUGAAUUGGACGAUCUUUCAGCUCCUUUGAACAAGCCUGCUUUGGAGGUGAUUAGGAAGAAGUACAAAAUCGCGGAUGUGAGUCUCCCCUCGACCGAAAAACUGACUCGGCGCGCGUGGGAGCUUCUAAACUGAACCUUGUCUUGUCUCCCCUUCCUCCUCGAUUCGUGUUCCACCCACCGCAGCGUCAAUUCUACCGCCUCAUCGAAAUGCUCCUCCUUUUAAACCUCGACGAAUCCAACGCCGUCCAAGUCAAAGCCUUCCGUCUAACGGUCAAACGUCGUCUAUUCACCUUCAACCGAGAGACAUUGACCCAGUUGGAGGAGCAGGAGAAGAAGGACAAGUUGCAUGAGACCUAUACGGGCGUGAAGGCGGAUUACAGGAGGAUCACGGCCAAAUUCACUAGUGCGGCUUGA
Molecule: messenger RNA, 2004 nt
Organism: Microbotryum saponariae
Lineage: Eukaryota; Fungi; Basidiomycota; Microbotryomycetes; Microbotryales; Microbotryaceae
Source: the annotation of a GenBank genome assembly